Miscanthus lutarioriparius is the source of this 237-nucleotide messenger RNA. The record is from the annotation of a GenBank genome assembly. NCBI's taxonomy places the organism in Eukaryota, Viridiplantae, Streptophyta, Magnoliopsida, Poales, Poaceae.
AUGCCGACGGUCACCUGCAACGCGUGCAACGCGGGGUUCGACGAUGAGGAGCAGCAGCGGCUCCACUACCGCUCCGAAUGGCACCACUACAACCUCAAGCACAAGGUGAAGCUGGAACAGGGCCUCCAGAUGCUUACAAUCUUGAAGAGCCAUGAGGCUAAGACAACAAUCCUAGAAGAUUUUGACUUCUAUGAGCAGCGGGAGAAAGCCUUGCAAGAGAACAGACAUCAACAGUAG